AUGGACCCGAAGUUCGCCGGAAAGCCAAUUCAGGCCCAAUUCCAUUCAGGUCAAACUGAUCUUGACCAGAUGCAGGAUACUCCGACCCGUGGGUCACGUCAUCGCCGGGCCCAAUCCGAAACCUUUUUCCGGUUUCCAAACUUCGACGAUGACAUCCUCUUAGACGACGUCGUUCCUGACUUCAACCUCGAUGUUCAGGCGCCGUCACUCAUGCAGCAGCAGCAGCAGCAGCAGCAGCCUGCAAAUUCGGCUGAUUCUUCGUCAACUGGGCCGGCGUUAUCAGCUGGGCCUUCCGAUAAUAACCCUAAGACGCUGGCCCACUACCGUAGUCUCUCUGUGGAUGCUGAUUUUUUCGAUGGACUGGACUUUGGUGCUGCGGCGGCGGAGAAUAAGAUGAUGAGUGGUGGCCCACGUCAUAGGCAUAGCAAUUCCAUGGAUGGGUCUUUUGAUUUUGAGUCUGAAUCGCUUUCUGUGAAGAAGGCUAUGGCUCCUGAUAAGCUUGCUGAGCUCUCCCUGAUUGAUCCCAAGAGAGCCAAAAG
Molecule: messenger RNA, 539 nt
Organism: Nicotiana tabacum (common tobacco)
Lineage: Eukaryota; Viridiplantae; Streptophyta; Magnoliopsida; Solanales; Solanaceae
Source: RefSeq, a predicted model, not a curated record